CCUCAUCGUCAUCAAACCUGUGUGGUCUCUCAAUUACCUUGUUUUUCACCUCCUGAAGAGCGCGUGUACAGUUUUUCAGGGUUUCUGUGGCUGCUUAUAUCUAGCACCCGUUCCUCAGAAGUAACGGAAUAACGCAGCAGCUGGUUGGCGUGACUCCGUAUUUGCCAUGGCCAGCUCGUUCUUCAAGCCUUGGAGCGCACAAAGACACCAACCAUUACUAUCCAUUCCAGCAUACCUGACAUUGACCCUAUUGCUGCUCUCGUCACCCGUCGCAUCAAUAUGGCCGUUCCAGCCGAAACGUUUCACGAAGAAUUCUCUCAUCGAUGCGGGCUUGGUAGGCAUUAAUGACGGGGACCGGAUAGUCGCAUUUGGAGACUUUAAUGGGGACAAGUUUUUGGACGUUCUGUCGAUAGACUCGGACCAACAGACGUUGUCUGUGUACCUCUGGCGACACGACGCGUUUUCAUUUGAGAAGGUCUCAUCAAUGCAACAUCCGAGGCCAAUUUACAAUGUCAUCCCAGGCGACUUCACGCACGACGGCAAGCUCGAUGUGCUCGUCAUGAGUGCAAACAGCGCCUCUUCAAAUAGGCUAGACAUGACGCUCUACAUAGGUAAUCACGACGGCACGUUUGCAUCAAACACUAUUUCAGCCCCAUCUUCGACGCUCUCAGAACCUAUACCAGUUGACAUCGACGGAAACAUGCAAAUUGACUUGUUGGGUACUGCGUAUUCACAAGGGACUUAUUCGGGCCCCUUCACAGUCUGGCGAAACACGUGGAAUGCGUCGCAGAGCUCCCCAACGCUGUUCGAACUUACUGACCCUCCAUUUACUGGAAACCAGUGCACGCUUGCCAACCCUCAUAGCAAUGCUGUGAUUGAUCUCAAUGGAGAUUGUUUAGCAGAUAUCUUUCUGGUAUGCCAGGAUAGUUCGGGAAAGAAGUCAUUCCAGAUCUGGGUCAACAACAAGGACUCAGGAUUCUCGUUAGCCCAGAGUGGUGACCUGCCUUCUGGGACGCAGGGGAUAUCUUUUGCUGACGUCGAUAGGGAUGGCACCAUCGACAUGGUAUUUCCCUCAUGCUCAUCCGUCUCCAGAGACGGCGUGGGUUCUGGUUGCUUUAUCAACAUAGUAUACAACCAACAAUUGCCACUGUGCUCUUCCCCGACAUCCCCCGCGACAGACAAGAAAGGAAAUCGAACGUGUCGGCGACCAGAGGAGUUGUGCACCGCCGACCCCAAGUUCAAGUUCGAUUUGAGUACAGGAAGCGAUAACGACGCAUACGUACAAAUACCACUCUCGGACCUUCUGCCCUCCUCUCCUACGAGCUCUCUUCUAGUCCUCGAUACCACAUACUCUCCAUCCAUCCCUCUGCCCAUCAAGCUCGGAGAUGCAAACCUUGAUGGUUUUCCGGACGUCCUAUUCAUUGUCUCGAACCCCGAUUUGUCGCGUACACCCAAGUUAUUAUUUUCCGAGCCUUGCACCAAGGGCCUGGGAGGAUGCGACAAAAAGGGGAAUGGCAGGAGAGGUUUCCAGCUCGUCACGAAGGGCGCCGAGCCCUUGGAAGAUGUGACGGAUGCGCGUGGAGUGGCGUUUUUGGAUAUGGAUGAGGAUGGUACACUGGAUAUUGUCGUACAGCGAAGUGGGCACCAGCAGCAAGGCACUGUGUUGUUUGUCCAGAACAACUUUUACUAUGAUGCAUUCUUUUUGAAUGCUAUAGUGCUCAAUGGUGCAUGUAAUAAUGGUUGGUGUACGGAGUCAAACGGUUCGACGUAUUCUCCCUUCGGCGUGAGCUACUCAGGUGCUUCAUAUAAAUACACAGUUCUCGACACCUCUGGCCGUCGUACCGCUGCUCAAGUCGGACAACUUCCUCAAACUUCUUACCAUGCUCUUCUGACGCCAUAUUCAUUCUUCGGACUCGGGCGCACCAACAAUUACAUCGAGAACCUCUUUGUUGGAUCAACGAAGCACACGCAGGAACACUUUAUCAAUAUGGAAGGUGUCAUCCCGAACUCGCGUGUCGUUAUCCAUCCUGCUCUUGGUGAUGGGGCAUGGCGAAGGGAGCUGUUCCUCCGGCCAGGUGCUUGGGUCCCGUGGGUAACGCUAACAGUCGUGGCCGCAACCUUUAUUCUGGCAGGAAUCGUCUUCGUUCUACAUCUGAAUGAGAAGAGGGAGGAUGAGCUGGAGCGGAGAAGGGCAUCGCAUCAUAUCAACUUUGAUGCGCUAUAACAGUGGGCGUA
Messenger RNA from Suillus clintonianus, 2235 nucleotides. RefSeq lists its product as uncharacterized. The record is from RefSeq and is a predicted model, not a curated record. Gene Ontology annotation, cellular component: plasma membrane. NCBI's taxonomy places the organism in Eukaryota, Fungi, Basidiomycota, Agaricomycetes, Boletales, Suillaceae. The transcript has 11 exons. Bases 167 to 2224 code for a protein of 685 amino acids.